Messenger RNA from Hemiscyllium ocellatum (epaulette shark), 1363 nucleotides. RefSeq names its product calcium binding protein 1a (gene cabp1a). Lineage: Eukaryota; Metazoa; Chordata; Chondrichthyes; Orectolobiformes; Hemiscylliidae. The transcript is spliced from 7 exons. The record is from RefSeq and is a predicted model, not a curated record. The coding region runs from base 1 to 699 and encodes 232 amino acids. Gene Ontology annotation, molecular function: calcium ion binding.
AUGGGCAACUGUGUUAAGUCACCGCUUCGAAAUCUCUCUGAAAAGAUUCGACAGGAAGACAGAAACAGCUACAAAGUAGUCAGGACGUGCGAGGAUGCCGUGGGAGCGGCUGCAGCGUCCUCUGGAGGGAGUGAGAACCAGGAGCCUUUGGUCCUUCAUGCUCACAGCCGCGCACUCCUGCACAAUCUCCUGGGGCCAGCCUGCAUCUUCCUCAGGAAGGGACUGGCAGAGAGGCAGGCUGACAGAGAGCUGGGAGCAGAGGAAAUUGAAGAGCUGAGAGACGCAUUCAAAGAGUUUGAUAAGGACAAGGAUGGAUUCAUUGGCUGUAAAGACCUGGGUAACUGUAUGCGGACGAUGGGCUACAUGCCAACAGAAAUGGAGCUGAUCGAACUCUCCCAACAAAUCAACAUGAACUUGGGCGGCCAUGUUGAUUUUGACGACUUUUUGGAACUGAUGGGACCGAAGCUUUUGGCGGAGACGGCUGACAUGAUUGGAGUGAAAGAGCUUCGAGACGCUUUCAAAGAGUUUGACACAAACGGAGAUGGAGAGAUUAGCACAACUGAACUGCGUGAAGCUAUGAAGAAAUUACUGGGCCAGCAAAUUGGACACAGAGAUAUUGAGGAAAUCCUGAAAGAUGUUGAUCUGAAUGGGGAUGGGCGUGUUGACUUUGAAGAAUUUGUCCGGAUGAUGUCACGCUGAGGAUGGAGAGCAGGCCCUCCCUGAAUGAAGAGCCACCAACUUCACAGAGACCGUCGCAAUAUCUUAAUGCUGCUCUAGAGGCUGUAUUGAGCAGCUCCUCCGAGUUACGGAGCGAAACCUCUUCUGUCCAAGCUUCCAGUCCUCCACGUUGGAGCAACGAACUGAAACAGAAACUCUUUAUAUUCCUCUGCUGCCUGAGUUACACAGCUCAGGGGCUGAUCCUCACCAAGGACUGUCCAUACCCACUCAGUGGUGAGGUGGCCUCUCUUUCAGUGUGCAUUGCUCAAAGUCAAAUCGCCAAUGUAAUUAACAGAUGAAAUUUAACAUCAUACCAAGCUGUUUAUAGGUCCUCUGUCUUUUACCUGGCUUUGGAGGAUAUAGCCUUCAGCAAUUAUUUGGAAUAUCAGGGAGAAGCAUUACUGUGUGGCUGCACUGCCCACACUGACUGACAGAUUUACAUUAAAUUUGCCUCUGCACUACUUUGAUUAAAGCGUUAUAAUGAAUGGGUUGUCAAUUGAAUUGAAAUGGCAGAAACUGGAGUGUAAUGCGUUCGGCAGAAACUGGAGUGUAAUGCGUUCUUGUGUGAGCCUGCUUUACUCGCUUCACAGAAGAAACAGAAACGUCCCAAUUUUCCUCAGUUUAUCCAGGAUUCCGUACCUCAGCA